Molecule: messenger RNA, 3133 nt
Organism: Danio aesculapii
Lineage: Eukaryota; Metazoa; Chordata; Actinopteri; Cypriniformes; Danionidae
Gene: c1qtnf1
Product: C1q and TNF related 1
Exons: 4
Coding region: 190-993 (267 amino acids)
Molecular function (GO): protein binding
Source: RefSeq, a predicted model, not a curated record
AAUUUUUUUCUCACUGGCUCCUCAUGACAUGCUGAGUUUGAGAGUGCAGGAGGGAGAUGUCUUAAAAACACUGACCGGCAAUCAAACUCUCAGACAGAAAGAGCAGUGUGGCCCAGUCAACGCAAGCAUCCUCACGGCAGCCCAGCGGAGCUUCUGUGGACACUCAGGUUUGGACCUGCCAAGAUAAAGAUGCUGGUGCCAAAUCUGGUACUGCUGGUGCUGGUGUUUGCCAAAUGGGCUGAGCCAUACAUUACUCAAAACAGAGAUGGAGAGCAAGACCCAUUUGAACCCAAGGAUAAUCGGAGAUCCACAGAAUACUACAGAGAUGGCAGUGGAGCGGAGUGCAGGCGGUGCUGCGAUCCUGCAGAAGAUCCUCCUCAAUUUGCCAGUCCACACGCACAGUACCAAAUUGUGCCACAGAUAAACAUCACUAUCUUAAAAGGGGAGAAAGGAGACAUAGGAGAGCGAGGGCUCCAUGGGAAAUCUGGCACAUCUGGAAAAAAUGGACCCCGAGGGCCCCAUGGUGUAAAGGGAACCAAAGGCAGCGUAGGUGCCCCUGGUGAAUCCUGUAAAUCCUACUACGCUGCAUUCUCUGUGGGUCGCAAAAAAGCCCUGCACAGUAACGAUUACUACCAGACCAUGAUCUUUGACACCGAGUUUGUCAACCUGUAUGGCCACUUCAACAUGUUCACCGGCAAGUUCUUCUGCUAUGUCCCCGGCAUCUAUUUCUUCAGUCUAAAUGCGCACAGUUGGAACCAGAAAGAAACGUACUUGCACCUGAUGAAGAAUGAGCAGGAGAUGGCCAUCCUGUACGCUCAGCCCAGCGAUCGCUCCAUCAUGCAAAGCCAGAGCCUCAUGCUGGAGCUGGAGAGGGACGACCAGGUUUGGGUUCGACUCUUUAAGGGCGAGAGAGAGAACGCUGUGUUCAGUGAUGACUUUGACACCUACAUCACGUUUAGUGGUUACCUUGUCAAGGCAAAGUCAGAAGGCUGAGGAGAGCUAAAUAUAUGGACAGCAAAGAUUUGUUGAAUUCGUUGUUUUUGUUUUUCAUUUUUCAUUUUUCGUAAUGUAUUUUUGAAUAAUCUUGGCAUCUGAGGAGAAAGCUUGGUUUAUGAUCCAGUAUUAGAAUGUGACAUAUAUCUGACUUUUUUUUUUUACCGUGAGAGUGGUGCUUUUGGUUAUUGCAGAAGGUUAUUGUACUAUAACAUUUUAAACAAUCCAAAUCCAAGUUUAAAGUAAGUUCAAAGACAAUGGUACAUACAGUACUGUGCAUACAUGGGUAAAGUUAGAAAUGAGUGUUCAAGCAUCAAAACAAUGUAUAAUAUAGCUUUUUUAUCAUGAACAUGCACCUAUUUUAAAAUGGAAAAUAAUUAUUAUAGAACAUACAAAAAUGUCAUUCAGUAUGUAUAUUUUUCUUUUUCAAAUAUUUCCCGAAUUAUGUUUAACAGAGCAAGGAAUUUUUCACAGUAAUUCCUAUAAUAUUUUUUUCUUAUUUGUUUUAUUUCUGCAAGAAUAAAAGCAUCUUUUAAUAAAAAAAACAUUUUAAGGUCAAAACUAUUAGCCCUCUUGAGCAAUAUAUUUUUAAAUAUAUUUCUAAAAUUAUCUACAGAAGAAACCACUGUUAUACAAUAACUUGCCCAAUUACCCUAACUUGCCCAAUUAACCUAGUUAAGCUCAGGUAGGUCUCGAGAACUCCCUUGGUUUUUAUGGCUAAUGACAAGUUAGGAAUUGCUAAGUAAGAUAUAUGACUGACUAAAGCCCUGCUCACACUGUGAGAUUUCAGCCAAAUAUUUUGUCAUCUGAGACAAAUUUGGGAAAUCCUAAAAGAUUUUUUAAAUCCUAGGCUAAAAUCGGUGAUCUUUGAUUGUUGGUUUGACAUGUUCACUGACAGCGGCUUAGUGCCCAUUUCGAUCAGAUUUUUCCUCCGAUUAAGUUCUGGCAGUGUCAGAAGACUUCAGAUACUUUCCUGCAGUGUGACAACAGCUGCGAUGAGCGUCAAUCCAAAAACCAAUAACAGUUCUGAAUUAUGUGACGCAAUCCAUGCGACAACUGAAACGACCGUGGGUAAAUGUAAAAAAAAUAAAAUUCUUACUGGUUUUAUUAUUGAGACGCGUCGUCUGUAAAAUUGCCGCUACAGAUUGUUUAUGUUUGCUGUGAGGAAUCAUUUCAGAAAGCGGGAUAGUGAAAGUGUCACGGGUGGAUGAUGUCAAACUCUGGGGGCAUUUUCUUUCAUGUUUGGCACGUCUUCAUUGCCGUUCAGUCUGACAUUAUGACAGCUGAGAUCUUACAGUGUGACAUCUUAGCCAUGUUCGUGCAGUCUGACAUGCUACAAUCCUUCAGGAUUAUAAUCAAAUAAAAAAAAUAAAAAAAAUCACACAGUGUUAUCCGGCCUUGAGGGUUCAUCUAUGGUGGAUUAAUCAAUUCACUUAUGCUGCAUGUCUUUGUACGGUGGGAGGAAACCAGGGAACCCUGGGGAAACCCACGUGAGCACAGGGAGAACAUGUAAACUACGCACAGAAAUGUCGACUGGCCUGGUAAAGACUUGAACCAGUGAUAUUCUUGUUGUGAGGCAACAGUGCUAACCACUGGGCCGCCGUGCCACCUUAGGAAAAGAGGAGUAGGUGUGGAAGAGGGGAUUCUUCAAUUUGAAGAUAACUGAGGUGGUUUUAAAAAACUGGUUAUAGUUAGUUAGGAUUCAUCUGAUUAGUGCAUCAAGUGUUAGCUGAUGCAGGACCAGCUGUGGUCAAUCAUAAGCAUGUGCUGAUCUCGAAAUUAGUUUAUAAAUAAACCAUACUUAAAUUGCACUUUACGCUGAGUACUAGUAGCUUGAAAAACAUCUGGUAAAAUGUUAUGUACUGUCGUCAUGACAAAGAUAAAGAAAAUCAGUUAUUAGAAAUUACUUAAUAAAACAAUAAUGUUUAGAAAUGUGUUCAAUUUCCGUUAAACAGAAAUUGGGGAGAAAAUAUACAGAGGGCUAAUAAUUUAGUAAGGCUAAUAAUUCUGACUUCAUCUGUUGUGGUUUUGAACAUGUAUAAUUUGAUGACACACUCAAAACUUUAUUUAUGGCUCUCACUAUGUCUGAGAAAACUUAUUUAUACAUUUUUUUAAUAAUCACAUUUUUAUACUUUGCAAC